AUGUCUUACAAUAAGCGUGCAACCGCGAUAUUCCCUUCUUCCGUUACGGGUACUUUAUCAUCCCGUCCUGGAAGUCAAUCCUCAAGUUUAGCUGCCCUGGUAGCUGCAAAACAGGCGGAAUUAGAGGAUAUCCAACAAUUACGUGAUACCAGCCAUGCCCUUACAAAACAGUUAGAGGCGUUGGAAGCAAAACUUGCAACGUUGCAAAAUGGAGCCGAAGCUGUUGCUUGUAUAAUGGCAAAUUUUGACAGCGUCCUCAAGGUCAUUAAUAUGGCAGCGAGUGGCCUUCCUCAAGCCAAAAACCAAGAGAGUUCGCCAGAUGUAAAUCAACAAGAGGGUGCCAAGAAGGAUAUUGUUACAGACUCCCUUCCAGUUCCCCUUGUACGAAUAUUACUGGAACAGCAGGCCCCAGGGAUCAAGCGAUAG
Messenger RNA from Trichophyton rubrum CBS 118892, 426 nucleotides. RefSeq lists its product as uncharacterized. Gene Ontology annotation, biological process: mitotic cell cycle; attachment of spindle microtubules to kinetochore. The transcript is spliced from 3 exons. Lineage: Eukaryota; Fungi; Ascomycota; Eurotiomycetes; Onygenales; Arthrodermataceae. Gene Ontology annotation, cellular component: DASH complex; mitotic spindle midzone; mitotic spindle pole body. Bases 1 to 426 code for a protein of 141 amino acids. The record is from RefSeq and is a predicted model, not a curated record.